AUGGAUUAUUCUACCAAUUUUACCAAUACAUAUUUAACACUGGAAGGGCAUGUGGAUUUAGAGCAUUACAGAUAUGUUUAUUUUAUGUUUACUCUUAUUGCCUAUAUAAUGAUUAUCUGCUUUAACUCUGUUAUCAUUUCUGUCAUAUUCAGAAACAAACACCUCCAUGAGCCUAUGUACAUUUUUAUUGCUGCUUUGCUUUGUAAUGCUCUCUUUGGUGCGACGGCUCUUUAUCCUAAACUGCUCAUUGAUUUACUAUCUGAAAAACAAACUGUGUAUUAUAAAGAUUGUUUGCUUCAGGCAUUUUGUCUGUACACAUAUGGUGCAUCAGAGUUCACACUGUUAUCAGCUAUGGCCUAUGACAGAUAUGUGUCCAUCUGUAAGCCAUUACAAUAUGCAACUCUUGUGAAAAUGUCCACUGUCAGAAAACUAAUAUUUUUAUCAUGGUUUUUUCCUUCUUGUGAACUUGGUGUUGGUAUUAUUCUAGCAUCCCAACUUCAACUGUGUAAAUUUAAAUUGAACAGAAUAUACUGUGAUAAUUAUUCAGUUGUGAAAUUAAGCUGUAAAGAAACAUCUCUUAAUAACAUAUAUGGACUUUUUAUUUUUAUCAUUGCUGUGUUUCCUCCAGUGAUCUUUAUCAUUUAUUCGUAUGUCUGUAUACUCACUGUGUGCUUAAAAAAUUCUAAAGAUUUUAGAAGAAAAGCAUUACGGACCUGUUUACCACAUCUGCUCAUUUUCAUCAAUUUUUCUGUCAACAUGUGUUUUGAAAUUAUAAAUAACAGACUUGAAUCAAAACAAAUUCCUCACAUUAUUACCAUGAUCCUGUCAGUUGAAUAUGUACUCAUUCCCCCUUUGUUUAACCCUAUAAUAUAUGGAUUAAAACUACAGGAGAUUAAUAAUAAUAUUAAGAACAUGUUGUUCCAAGGAAAGAUUAUUUACAAUCAAACAGUUUUACAGAAGUAA
Molecule: messenger RNA, 963 nt
Organism: Hemibagrus wyckioides
Lineage: Eukaryota; Metazoa; Chordata; Actinopteri; Siluriformes; Bagridae
Product: olfactory receptor 6N2-like
Exons: 2
Coding region: 1-963 (320 amino acids)
Biological process (GO): G protein-coupled receptor signaling pathway
Cellular component (GO): membrane
Molecular function (GO): olfactory receptor activity; G protein-coupled receptor activity
Source: RefSeq, a predicted model, not a curated record